Messenger RNA from Lacerta agilis (Sand lizard), 786 nucleotides. RefSeq names its product phospholipase A2 inhibitor and Ly6/PLAUR domain-containing protein-like. Bases 253 to 609 code for a protein of 118 amino acids. The transcript is spliced from 4 exons. NCBI's taxonomy places the organism in Eukaryota, Metazoa, Chordata, Lepidosauria, Squamata, Lacertidae. The record is from RefSeq and is a predicted model, not a curated record.
GACAGGGUGGAGGGCGGAGCAGCUGGUGUGUUGCUCCUCCCCCUUUCUGGGGAAGAAAAAUACUUCUCUCCUUUAUUCUGCAAAACAUUCUCAGCUGCAUCAGACAGUGGGAGGAGACCUUGGUGUAAUCAAGGAUUCCAAAGAAGCUCAGCUCCCAGCUCUGGACAACGUUUGGAAUUGGCUUUGCCUCCUUCAUAGCUGCUGACAUUUUGGUCCAGGGAACGUCUUUCCUCAAACAGACUUUCCAUCACCAUGCAGGCUGCCCUGGGACUCCUCCUCUUUUCAGUGCUUCUUGCUGGAGCUAGCUCUUUGGACUGUGAAGUAUGCAACAAUAACGCUAAAACUUGCACUGGGCAAAAGGUGACUUGUGACGAUAAGAAUGAUGUCUGCUUACAUAUGGUGACAGAAACCACAGGCGGGGGGUUCCGCGUCAAUAAGAAGUGUGAGAAGAAGGCUGUGUGUGAUUCUUUAACAAACCUGAAAGGGAAGCCUGCAACUGGUCAAUAUACAGGAGUAAUUAAUGAAGUUGUGUGUAGCAAGGCCCCUUCAUCUUAUGCAUCGCUCCUCCUGGCCCUCUCUGGGCUCCUGCUGAAGAACGUCCUCUUCUAAUGGACCACGUGCAGCAGCUCAGCAUGAAACAACACUUCCACCGCUUUAUUUGCUCGCAUGCCAUCUUCGUUGAACUUGCUCCUUUGGCUUUCCAACUGUUUUUGUCCUCCUGUAUGAUUGGCUGAAUGGAAAUGAAUAAAAAAAUGAUACCGGGAGGGAGAAAAGAGUACCUAAAAA